GAGGAGCUGGAAUUGGUCUAAGUCCAAUCUAUUCCCUGCCCAUAGGAUGAAGUAUUGGAAGAAACCAUUUUUCGUGCUUUCAAGAUAUGAAAUUCACUUCCUAUAGCACCAAGAAGCUCCAACAAUCCCAACAGCUUUGCUUGAUUUAGCUGGGAAGGUAAAUUCAGCAUCAUAUCUAUCGAAAGAACCCAAGCCAUCACGCACGCUCCUCCAUUCGAUGUCUGGUAUAAUCCGUGGAGGGGAGAUGUUGAUGGUUAUUGGAAAACUAGGGAGUGGUUGUACGACAUUCCUUAAGACUCUGGUAAACAUGCGGGAAGAAUAUCAAGCAGUGGGUAGAGAAGUAUGGUACAACGGCCGAAGCGCGACGGAAAUGAAAUCGCACCAUCCAGCGGAGAUGGUUUAUGCUGAGGAAGACGAUAUCCAUUUCCAUGGUCUCUCUGUGGGCACGACACUACGAUUUGCAUUAAAUGCGCGGACCCCGAUCGAUAUCCAUAACCGCUCUCGACAGCUAGACGAUAAUGUACAGAUUCUCCUCGACCUUUUCGAUAUCGCGCACGUCGCGAAUGUUUCGGUGGGGAAUGGUUAUAUUCGAGGUGUCAGUGGAGGUCAACGACAUCGCGUGACUCUGGCUGAAGCAUUCUGUACACAGGCUAGUGUUAUGGCGUUUGACAAUCCGACCCGCGGCCUUGAUUCUUCCACUGCACUUCGGAUCGCAUUGAUUCUUCGGGAGUAUACUAUUCAGAUAUUGGUACUAAGCGAAGGCCGUGUAGUAUACUUUGGACCUACUAGCGAAUCGAAGCAGUACUUUCAGGACCUCGGUUUCGAAUGCUCAACUCAAACGUCGCUAACAGACUUCCUGACCUCCAUGUCAGGAAAUCCCAAGUCUCGUCACGUCCACCCCAACCAUAGCAGACGACCCGUACCGAUUAGUUCACUUGAUUUCGAACAAAGAUACCGGGAAAGUCUAACAUUCCUGCAGUUAUCGAACAGCACGACCGACUUGCGGAAUCGCAUGUUAUCCAUUUUUGUUGGCAUCAUCACAGACCCUGUGCUUACUCUACAGAUCGAGCCACGUUUCAUUGCCUUUCGCGAUCAGUUUCUUGCACGCGAAAAGGAGUCUCGUGUUUACCACUGGUCCGUCUUCGUCUUGAGCGCAUUUAUAGUAGAGAUACCAUUUACUCUUAUAGUCGGACUCGUCUAUUGGGUCUCGUGGUAUUACAUGACCGGGUACUUUUAUUCAUCUGAGCGCGCCGGCUACACAUUCUUGGUGUACGAACUCUUCCACAUUUUUACCGCCAGCGUCGCGCGACUGAUAGCGUUGAUUUUCCCAACCAUCGGAGCUGCAUAG
Daldinia decipiens is the source of this 1348-nucleotide messenger RNA. RefSeq names its product P-loop containing nucleoside triphosphate hydrolase protein. Bases 218 to 1348 code for a protein of 376 amino acids. The transcript is spliced from 5 exons. The record is from RefSeq and is a predicted model, not a curated record. NCBI's taxonomy places the organism in Eukaryota, Fungi, Ascomycota, Sordariomycetes, Xylariales, Hypoxylaceae. Gene Ontology annotation, molecular function: ATP hydrolysis activity; ATP binding; ABC-type transporter activity. Gene Ontology annotation, cellular component: membrane.